GGCAAUAACUUACCGAAACUUGAACAUUAAUAAUGGCGGUUGAGCUCCAGUAUUGCUUGACUGUGCCACCAGGAGAUCCCCAGCAGAGGCCAGUCCGUUUCAUUGGAAAGUUGAGAUGCUUGAAAGAUUUAAAGUGGCUGCAAAUUUCGGAUUAUUUGUCUCCAAGAGUAGAUCAGCAGACUUGGUUCGCUGCUUUAGAAUCUGUUGAAAAGAACACCACAGUCUCCCUUUGGCUUUCUAAUGCUAUAGUUUCGGCUCUCCCAUUCAAAGUCAGCCGUCACAACUCUCCAGGCAGGCCCCAUGCUCUGAGCAGGACUGUCAAUACAUUAAAAUUGCAUGAUCAUCCAGAAUAUGCUUUUAUCAUUGCAUGCGAGAGGAGUGAAGCAUACUCCCUUGGUUGUGCUGUUGCAAGAUGUUAUCCUCGUUACAAUAAGUCCACUACUGGCUCUGUCAAGAACAUUAACGUACAAGUUGGUUUUAUUUUUGUCGGUGAUGACACACGCCCACUCACUGAUCAAGAGAGGCAAGCUUUAUCUGAGACUGGCGAAGGUAUUAGACUGACUCAGUACAUUGUUGAUGCUCCAUGUAGCGAGAUGCACACUGAUGGCUUCCUUGAGCAAAUCAAAGAAGUUGGAGCAAAGUUAGGCUUGACGCCAUUUGUGAUAAGAGGAGAGAAUUUAAGAGAAAAAGGAUUUGGAGGUAUUUAUGGUGUUGGACAAGGUGCGUCACGUCCACCUGCUCUUGCUGUUUUGAGUCAUUGUCCUCCAGGAGCAACAAAGACCAUAGCUUGGGUCGGGAAAGGGAUCGUCUUUGAUACUGGUGGAACUUGUCUUAAAACCAGACUCUCAAUGCUAGGAAUGAAGAGGGAUUGUGGUGGAGCAGCAGCCAUUUUAGGAGGAUUCUAUGCUGCCGUUAAACUUGGGUUUUCAGAGAAUCUUCAUGCUGUCUUUUGCCUUGCUGAGAACUCUAUAGGACCAUUAGCGACACGACCUGAUGAUGUACAUACACUGUACUCUGGUAAAACAGUUGAGAUCAAUAAUACUGAUGCUGAGGGCAGGCUUGUAUUGGGAGAUGGUGUGGUGUAUGCUAGUAAAGAUCUUAAGGCCGACAUUGUUGUUGACAUGGCCACGCUUACUGGAGCUCAGGGCAUAGCUACUGGUAAGUAUCAUGGUGCCAUAUUGAGUAAUGAUGAAGGCAUUGAGGGUCACUGCUCCAUUGCUGGAAGGGCUUCCGGAGAUCUUGCCUUUCCAGUCCCUUUCUCUCCUGAGCUUCAUUUUAGUGAAUUCAAUAGCGUAUUGGCAGACAUGAAGAAUUCAGUUCAGGAUCGCAGUAAUGCGCAAGUAUCUUGUGCUGGCUUGUUCAUAUUCUCUCAUUUGGGAUUUGACUUUCCCGGAACAUGGCUCCACAUUGACAUGGCAGCUCCUGUCUCCUCUGGUGAAAGGGCUACUGGAUAUGGAGUUGCUUUAUUAGCUACACUCUUUGGUUCAUUGUCUAGCAAUCCACUACUGAAGAGUAUUGCUCCAGCUAUUAGCAUGUCAUCUAAAGCUGUGGAUGAACACACUGUGACAAAGAAGAGGAAAAUAGAGACCUAGUUAUCUCCUGCCUCCCUUCACUCUUUGCAAAAACUGAUGAUUAUUUUUUUAGGCAAUUGCUGAUAAGAUGUUAAUAAUAGAAAUUGUUUUAAAA
Molecule: messenger RNA, 1686 nt
Organism: Amphimedon queenslandica
Lineage: Eukaryota; Metazoa; Porifera; Demospongiae; Haplosclerida; Niphatidae
Product: probable aminopeptidase NPEPL1
Exons: 12
Coding region: 33-1592 (519 amino acids)
Biological process (GO): proteolysis
Cellular component (GO): cytoplasm
Molecular function (GO): manganese ion binding; metalloaminopeptidase activity
Source: RefSeq, a predicted model, not a curated record